CUGCUCCGAGAAAACACAAGCGAGAAAUAAAAUGGCGCUGCACGCAAGUGUAACACAUUUCUCUCGACUAACGGGACGAAUUAUUGGCUCCUUGUCAGUCAAAUGCACGCGGAAUUCAACCCUGCCCGCAACCAUGCGGUAUAUAUCCAGAUCAACUGGAAAUAGCAUACAGUUCAGACUGGACGAGCGGACUGCACACAGCAGUCUGGACCUCUUCAAGAAGGACACAGGGGUCAUCUACCGCAUGCUGGGCCUCGACCCCAGCAAGGUCCAAGAUAACCCGGAGCGCUUCCGCGACUGGGCCGUGGUGUUCGGCAGUGAGAAGAUAACGGGUGGCCGUCACUACUGGGAAGUGACGGUCAAAAAGUCCCAAGAGUUUCGCCUGGGCGUGGCCGAGGCAAAGAUGGCCCGGGAAGACUGCGUGGGCACCAACACCGCGUCCUGGGUGUUUGGUUACGCCCAGCGGAAGUGGUCCGCCAUGACCAGCAACAAGAUGGUCCCCUUGCAGCUCGUCGGGAAGCCUGAGCGCGUCGGUGUGCUGCUGGACUACGAGGCUGGCCUCCUGGCGUUGGUGGACACUGAGAGACAUAAGAUCAUCCACAGCAUCAGGGGCCGCUUCAGAGGCCCUCUGUGUCCGGCCUUUGGACUUUGGGACGGGGAGUUGCUGACACACUCAGGCCUGGAGGAGCCAGAGAGCUUGGUGUGAUCAUGUGAAUAUGAGACGGGUUCAUACGAUUCAAAAGUCAUUUCAAUUUUGGAGCUCAUGAUAAUAAAGAGGGGACCUGGUUUGACAGUAUUUCAAACAAACAAUUAGGGUUAGGGCUACUAAUCUGUGCACCACACUUUAUAGUAGCAAUACAAGUCCAGUGUGUUCACAGUGUGUUGCACCAUUAUGAAAUGCAUACAUUCUCAGGCCAUCCAGUGUGAAAGCUAUUUUUGUGUAUGCCUUUAUGUAUGUAGCUUAUGUAGUACCAAUCAAAACAAUGUGAGGAAAAACAAUAUUUUUGUGAAUUCAGAGGGAGGGAUGGCUAACCGACAAGAGUUAUGUAUACAAUUGUCACAAUAUAUGACGAUGACAAAUAAAGAUAUCAUUGGAAAUACUCUGUCAAUCAGAUUUAUUACCACAUUUACAUGGUGAUUUCAAAGUAAGUCAUAUUGGAUUCCAAUAAUUUAGAUUUACAAAUCACAGCUUUAUUGAGCCCUACCAACAAGGUGAAAAUCAUGAAUCCAUACUGAAUAGAAAGUGUCAAUGCUUGCUGG
Molecule: messenger RNA, 1260 nt
Organism: Gadus chalcogrammus (walleye pollock)
Lineage: Eukaryota; Metazoa; Chordata; Actinopteri; Gadiformes; Gadidae
Gene: spryd4
Product: SPRY domain containing 4
Exons: 2
Coding region: 32-706 (224 amino acids)
Molecular function (GO): protein binding
Source: RefSeq, a predicted model, not a curated record